UAAAAAAAUAAAAAUAAUCGAGUGCGGAAGCUCUACAAGUCUGGCUGGACUAAGUUUUGGGCCUUGUCUGCAGCGCAAAACAUAUAUUGCGUUGCAUGAGAUGUCUUAAUUUGCGACUCCCUCUAUAUGUUCUGCCUUACGCAUAGGCCACGUUCCAUUUCUGUCGCCACUCGUUGAAUUUGCCCCUGGAUUGACUGCGGAGGACAAGGAAGAAGUGGGAGUCAUGCCGACGGAACUGUUAAGCAUUCAGCCUAGCGAGCUCAAGUUUCCAUUUGAGCUAAAGAAGCAAGUUUCUUGUUCGCUGAGGCUCGUUAACCUUACUGAGCACUAUGUUGCAUACAAGGUGAAGACAACAUCUCCCAAAAAAUAUUGUGUACGCCCUAAUACUGGAGUAGUUUUGCCUCAAAGUAGUGUUGACAUCACUGUGACAAUGCAAGUUCAACGAGAGGCUCCACCAGAUUUGCAAUGCAAGGACAAGUUUCUGAUUCAAAGUGUUAUAGCCCCAUAUGGAAUCUCUGCAAAGGAUGUUUCUCAAGAACUGUUCAACAAGGAACCGGGAAAAGAUAUUUGUGAAACAAAAUUGAGGGCUGUCUUUGUUCCACCACCACAGCCGCCUUCUCCUGUUUUAGAGUCAGCAGAAGAAGGGUUAUCUCCAAAAUCAUCAUAUUCACUAGACAAUGGUGAUCAAAGUACAUUCUUUACUGAUACAAAUUCAAAAGAGGUCAAUGAGCUGAGAGCAAAGCUUACAGAGGCCAGGGCUGCCCUUACAAGUUUAACUGAAGAGCGUAAUGCUGCUCUCCGUAAAACACAACUUCUUCAGCAAGAACUGGCACAGGUUUUGGCCUCCAAGAGCAAGGCAGAAACUACACAGUCUCAACAGAAGUUCUCAUUCAUGUUUGUCAUUAUUGUCGCCAUCUUAUCAUUUGUGCUUGGUAUUCUAAUAUAUUAAAUAUCAUUUCAUUGGCCUUGGAAACUUUGUUCUGUUAUAUCAUUCUUAUAACUAUUUUGUUUGAACCUCAGACUGAGGUGAUCAAAAUCUUAAUUGCGUAACUUAGGAUUUGAUUAUUGUAACAGUAGUUUCCUUGCAACAUUUUAGUUUUACCAGGUUCAUCAAGCCUAUCAAGAAAGAAUAUACAACACUUGGCAUCGUCUCUAAUUUCAAGUGUUCUAUGUUCAUAAGAUGCUUAAUCAGAAUGCCUGCUUUCACAAAUUCUAUGUUCAUAAUAUUAAAAGUGCUAAAUUGGAAUGCGCUAACAAUUUAUGUGUUUUUCCUUUUA
Cryptomeria japonica (Japanese cedar) is the source of this 1277-nucleotide messenger RNA. Its product is annotated as vesicle-associated protein 1-2. Gene Ontology annotation, cellular component: plasma membrane; endoplasmic reticulum membrane. Gene Ontology annotation, biological process: endoplasmic reticulum membrane organization. NCBI's taxonomy places the organism in Eukaryota, Viridiplantae, Streptophyta, Pinopsida, Cupressales, Cupressaceae. Bases 224 to 949 code for a protein of 241 amino acids. The record is from RefSeq and is a predicted model, not a curated record. The transcript has 8 exons.